Toxotes jaculatrix (banded archerfish) is the source of this 4235-nucleotide messenger RNA. It is a transcript of the gene pld7, whose product is annotated as phospholipase D family, member 7. Lineage: Eukaryota; Metazoa; Chordata; Actinopteri; Toxotidae. The record is from RefSeq and is a predicted model, not a curated record. Bases 255 to 2903 code for a protein of 882 amino acids. Gene Ontology annotation, molecular function: catalytic activity. The transcript has 12 exons.
AAUCGCGGUUUCUUCAAUUUCUUGUUUACUUGUCUCGGGAAGAACGGCGCUUACAAAUCACACUUAAAGCUCAGGUUACGUAUAGGUGACCGAGGAAAGGUGUCUCGGUAACUAGCAGCUGUGGCCGGUUUUGUUGGCCACCGCUCGGCAUCAGCCGUUUACCACAGCGGGCUCUCAUCAGACCAGCGCACUGCUCUUCACGCUCGUCGUUAAUCUCGUGUCACGAAGGUGCUGCAUUAUUAAAGAGGUUCAAGAUGCCCAUGGUGCUACGAUCCAGAAAGUCCAUCCACCAGAGUCAGGCCAGCGAGGUAGAGUUACCGGACACAGGACGGGCAAAAACGAGAAGGUCGACCCGCCUGCACGGCAGAAUUACGUACGAGGAGUCAGAUGAGUCAGACUCUGAGUCUGUCCAGAGCCAAGUGAUGGAGAGACACCAGAGUCCCCCGGCUGAGCUGGAGGAGGAAGCUGCUGAGGAGGCAGAACUAACGGAGCUGAAGUCUUGUAGUGUUGUGCUGGACCGCCUACAAGCUGAGGACAAGGCUGCGAAAAAAGAGCUUGAGGAGAAAGAAGAAAUGAACCGCAAAAGUGGGAAACCCGUCUCUCGGAUCCCUACUUUCCAUAAACGACCCACCAGUGCAAGCCAGAACACGGAGGUGCCUGUUCCCAAAAAAGAUACCCCUGUUCAUGCAGCUCAGCCUCAUGAGAAAGCAGGAUAUGGAAGCGUGGAGGCUUCAAAGUCCAAACUACCCGAUGUCAGAGAAACAGCGCUCCCCCUGCCAUCAGUCCGAGUCCCCAAAGCCGGUUUCGAAGCCCCCUCUCCAUUCAGCAGCACUGAACAAGCCGCUACAUCAGCUCAUAGCUCCCAAGUGACUGCACCCAAGAGCUGGAGUUUGUCUGAGUCUGUGCAGCAUCCCCUCAUGACUGCAAGCCCCAGGCCUGCCCUAAGACCAAGACACGAGUCAGAGCAACAUUUACCAGAGCAAGACAAGAGCAAACCCUCAGAAGAAGAAGCUGAUUCCACACCAGAUGGCCCUGUAGGUCACCUUCCUCAUGAGGGCUCCCUCAGCCAAAAGCAAGAGCACGGGACGGAAGAGAUGCAUGACACUGAGGUUAAAGGCAGGAUUCCCUUCACUGCGUCUGGAGACAGCAAGACGUCUGAGUCUGCAGAGAGUGCUCAGACAACGGAGGUCAGCCAAGUGGAUGCCAUUAUGGAUGAAGAGCCACCGUGGGAAACAGAGCCGGUGAACAUACUCGAAUUAAAGGAUAGCAGAUCUUCAUCGGACGUUGAAUGUGAGGAGGAUUUGACAGGUGAGGGGUCUGAGCGCCACGAUUUAGGAGAGGUGAAAGACCACCAUGAACCACAUGUAAGCCAGUCAGAGGUUUCGAAACUGGCAGAGAUACAAGCCAGUCUGGAUGAAUCCACCUCUUCUGUAGCACCAGAGAAGCCCACUAAAGCCAGAUCAAGCAAGACAACCAAGAGCUCAGGAUGCUCCAGUUUUACCCUCUUCUGCUUCCUGCCCAUGGCCUUGCUGCUUCUCGGAGGGUUCGGUCAGCACGUGUGGCACUAUGGGCUUCCCAUGUCUGUGGCCCAGCUCACAGCUCAGCUGGAGCUACAGUGGCUAGAGGGCCUUGACUUGGUACCAGAGCCUUGUAGCACUGAUUGUCGAGUGCAUCUGGUGGAGAGCAUCCCCGUGGGUCUCUACCAGGCUUCUCCCUCCUCCAGACAGAGCAUUGCAAACAGCUGGCUGCAUCUGCUUGACAAGGCCAACAGCUCCGUCCACAUUGCUGCUUUCUACUUCUCACUACGAGGCAGCGAUUUGGAGUUUACUGAUUCCUCUGACUCUCAGGGACGAGAGGUCUUUGAACACCUGAAACAACUUGAAUCGAAAGGCGUGAAACUUCAGAUUGCUGUCAACGCCCCCCAGACCUCAACCCAAGACACAGCAGAGCUGGCUGCUACAGGUGCAGAAGUCAGAGAAGUAAACCUCAAAGCUGUAACUGGAGGCAUCAUCCACACCAAGCUGUGGGUGGUGGAUCAAAAGCACCUCUACCUGGGUAGUGCCAACAUGGACUGGCGCUCUCUCAGUCAGGUGAAGGAAGUGGGUCUGUCAGUGGAGGACUGCAGCUGCCUGGCUCAGGAUGCCUUUCGGAUCUUUGGGGUGUACUGGAGCAUCGGUGGUGCAAACAAUGGCUCCCUGCCCCUGUACUGGCCUGCUCGCCUCUCUGCCCUGUCCAGCUCCCAGAAUCCUCUGCGUCUGAAGUUCAAUGGAGUACCUGCUCAGGUCUACCUGUCUAGUGCCCCUCCACAAAUAUCAGCCCGAGGCCGCUCUGACGACCUCUCCACCAUCUUGUCUGUCAUUGGCGAUGCCCAGAAAUUUGUUUACAUCUCUGUCAUGGACUACCUUCCUCUGUCUGAGUUCACACAGCCGCUCAGGUUCUGGCCCGCCAUCGACUCCGCCCUGCGCGCUGCAGCCUGUACCCGUGGGGUGCAGGUCAGACUGAUGGUCAGCUGCUGGGAGCACUCCCCUGCCUCCAUGUUCACCUUCCUGCAGUCCCUGCUGGUGCUUGAUAGGCCUCCGCUGAAGUGUGACAUUGACGUAAACAUCUUUACGGUGCCUUCAACAGCAGAGCAGAUGAAGAUCCCCUUUGCACGAGUCAAUCACGCCAAGUACAUGGUUACAGACAGGGUGGUCUAUAUAGGGACGUCCAACUGGUCAGAGAACUACUUCACUCAGACUGCCGGCGUGGGCUUGGUUGUGAACCAGACGGGCUCAGAAGUUGGAAAAGGCCAGCAGACUCUGCAGAGCCAAAUGGAGGAGCUCUUCCUUCGAGACUGGAGGUCCCAGUACGCCAGCCGUCUCUCUGUGGACAGCGUGGAUGUCUGCCAUCAUGGCCGACACUGAGGGUUUGUUGUUCAAUAAAGCACAUUGCAUUGUAGAUGAGCAUUUCGCUUACUCCUGCCACUUGAACUUUAUUUUACUUAUGCAGAAAUCAGCUUGCUGCACUGUGUGAGUGAACAGUUUAUUUGAUUGCUGUUUUCUGACUGCCUGCCUUUCUCUGUAUAUAAUUGCGAUUUUAUAUUUAGUUUCAGAAUGUGUUAUUUUUAUACUGUGUAAUGUCUUUACUUGAGCAGAGGCGCAGGGGAACUCGCUUUUUACAAUUUAUUUUAUGCCUGGAGCAUUUUGCAUAAUUUCCUUUAAAAAUGUCGGUGCCAAGCUUUAACCAUCUCAUGCAGGAAAUUAAACAUUUCCAAAGAGGUGCAUCCACCAUGGUCAUGUUUACACUGCUGAAGCUAUCAGCUGUUAAUAUUCAUGUGUAGUGGAACCAUGUGCUGUAAUAUUAAUCCAACAGUACAAGAUUCUUGUAAAUAAUGGCAGUUUUCCAUUUAUACCUGAUGUUUGGCUCACAAAGAAAUCUAGUGUAAGGAUUACCACCAUAGAGAGAAAAUAACUCCCUCAAAUGAGAGCGAGCGUGGCAGCGUGGCUUGUUUUUUGAUGGAAGUGUUUGUUCUGGAAGAACCAUUUUCCUCGUCUGGAGUCUGUUUUACUGUACUGAGAAUCACUGUGCUGUUUCUUUGAUCAGUUCAUUACCAGGGUUUUAUCUGUUGAAUGCCUGAGAUCCUGCUUCUGUUAUCAGCUGACGUGUUGUGUCACUUCACACUGUAAAACAAAGGGACCUCCUGGCUCUGGAUGGAACGGGGGACAUUUCAGUUGACCCCUGACAAACAGAGCGGUAUAAAUAAAACCUGAUCCCCGGCUAGUGGUCUUUGAGAGCUUCUUCUUGAGCACAAUGAGUGACACGUUGAUUUGUUGACGAAGGAACAGACAUGGUUGUAAGAGUUGUGACCUAACUUCUACACACUUCUUGUGUAUCUCUCCUGAUAGCUAGCUAAUUCAGUUUGUGCCCUUCUUAGGAUAUCUGAUGCCACUGAAUUAAAAUAAUAAAUGGGAUUUAAUGGGAUUUUUGUAAACAAGUGUCUACAGCCAUGCUAGUAGCCCUGUGAGGCUGUACUUAAACAAAGCAGUGCUUUGAGCUAAACACUAAAAACAGCAUGCAGAUACACUCACUAUAACAUGCUAACGUGCUAAUGUUUAGCAGAUAUAAUGUUACAAUCCUCGUUUAUCCUGUUAGCAUGCUAACAUUUGUUAGUUAGCAAAGUACGGCUGUCUUUAGUAUCUGAUCACAAACCAAAGUAGUGGAUGAAUGUAAUGUGUGAAGACAUAAAACACUCUUGA